UAUUGGUCCGCUGUAAAAUUCAGGCCAACGGCAAAUUUUCGUCCAUUUUGUUUCCCGUGCACCGUUUUUCGCCGCAGUGGCGCCAGUUAAAAAGUGAAAACCUCCUUUAUUUACCAUGUUCCACCAAAAAUCGAAGAAAAAGCCACCCCCAAGGCCUCCACCUCCGAACUUUAUGAAAUAUAAGAGUAAGUCGUCGUAUAACCUAACCCAAGGAACCCCGAACUUGAUCGAGUGGAGCCCCCCGAGCUCGCCAAAGGCGGAACGUACGCACCAGUUUGGUGGAAGUGUUUCUAGUUCGUACAGUAGCAGUACUAGCAGUCUAACUUCUAGUAAAAAAAGCCUAGAGAAUGACAAUUCCGUGUUCAAUAUAACCUGGUUAAGCAAUACUUCCACUGCGGUAAAACCGAGGAUAAUUCGGGCAGCGCCCCCGAAAAAGGGCAAGGACGAGGCAUCGGGCUCGCCCCCCAUGCCCAAAGUGCCCCCGCCCAGCCCCCCGAAGGGGGGCUUCGACGUGGUGACACCGUAUGGCAUCGCCUUGUUCGAUUUCCCAGCAACACAACCUGGCGACUUGCCACUGCAAGUUAAUGACGUUGUUGAGCUGAUCAGAAGGGUUAACAGCGAGUGGUUAUAUGGGAAAGUUUGUGAUAGGGAAGGGAUUUUUCCUGAGAGUUUUAUUCAAGUCCAAGUACCUUUACCUGGAGAAGACCAAAUAGUUACAGUUUUAUACGAAUUUACACCUCAGAUGGCGGGAGAUUUGCCCUUAAAACCUGGCCAAAAAAUCAAGGUUAUUAGAAAAGUCUCCGACGAUUGGCUUUAUGGGGAAUGUAAUGGCCUCAAAGGACAGUUCCCAAGGAAUUUUGUCUCUUAAAGCGACUGCCUUUUGUAUUACCAUGUGAUCGUCCACAUUAAAUGUGAUAAUUGUGCCUGAUAGGCCUAUGUUUUGUAAAUCUAUUUUUGUUGUAAUAUGUCAAAUAUUUUUUUAAUCGAAUAAAACAAACACUUGUUCAUUAACAA
This is a messenger RNA of Tribolium castaneum (red flour beetle), 1014 nucleotides long. RefSeq names its product lethal (3) 05822. The record is from RefSeq and is a predicted model, not a curated record. Gene Ontology annotation, molecular function: lipid binding; protein binding. Gene Ontology annotation, cellular component: actin cortical patch. Bases 116 to 868 code for a protein of 250 amino acids. Gene Ontology annotation, biological process: actin cortical patch localization; plasma membrane tubulation; endocytosis. Lineage: Eukaryota; Metazoa; Arthropoda; Insecta; Coleoptera; Tenebrionidae. The transcript is spliced from 2 exons.